Molecule: messenger RNA, 1599 nt
Organism: Condylostylus longicornis
Lineage: Eukaryota; Metazoa; Arthropoda; Insecta; Diptera; Dolichopodidae
Gene: Gmd
Product: GDP-mannose 4,6 dehydratase
Exons: 3
Coding region: 123-1217 (364 amino acids)
Biological process (GO): GDP-mannose metabolic process
Molecular function (GO): GDP-mannose 4,6-dehydratase activity
Source: RefSeq, a predicted model, not a curated record
UCUCUUAUCAAAACAAAAACGAAGUUUAAUUGCUUUACUUAUAUACGUUUUUAUUAUUUACAUUCUUGAAGUGGACUUGAAUAAAAUUUUUUAUUUGAAAUUAUACUAAUUAAAUCAUUAUUAUGAAUUCUUCAAAUCAUGUUAAUGAUUCGACAGUUUCAACUGAAAAAAUAGCUUUAAUAACCGGCAUCACCGGUCAAGAUGGGUCAUAUCUUGCUGAGUUCUUGUUAGAGAAAGAUUAUGAGGUUCACGGAAUAAUUCGACGGGCUAGUACUUUUAAUACAUCCCGAAUUGAACAUUUAUAUGCUGAUCCAAUAGCGCAUCGCGAAGGUAAACUCAAAUUACACUAUGGUGACAUGACUGACAGCAGUAGUUUGGUAAAAAUUAUUAACAUGGUAAAACCCAAAGAGAUAUACAAUUUAGCAGCUCAAAGUCAUGUUAAAGUUUCUUUUGAUUUGAGUGAAUAUACUGCUGAAGUUGAUGCGGUUGGAACUUUAAGAAUUUUAGAUGCUAUUAGAACAUGCGGUAUAGAAAAAAUUGUAAAAUUUUAUCAAGCUUCAACAUCUGAAUUAUAUGGAAAAGUGGUUGAAACACCACAAAAUGAAAAAACACCUUUUUAUCCUAGAUCUCCUUAUGCAUGUGCCAAAUUAUAUGGCUACUGGAUCGUGACAAAUUACAGAGAAGCUUAUAAUAUGUUUGCUUGUAAUGGCAUUCUUUUUAAUCACGAAUCUCCGCGCCGCGGAGAAAAUUUUGUUACAAGGAAAAUUACUCGGUCUGUAGCUAAAAUAUUUCUCAAUCAGUUAGAUUGUUUUGAAUUAGGUAAUUUGGAUUCAAAACGUGAUUGGGGACAUGCACGAGACUAUGUUGAAGCUAUGUGGAUGAUGUUACAAAAAGAUAAUCCAUCAGAUUACGUUAUAGCGACUGGAGAGACACAUAGUGUGAGAGAAUUUGUUGAAGCAUCAUUUAAAUAUAUUGGAAGGGAAAUUAUAUGGCGUGGAAAAGGUUGUGACGAGGUAGGAGUUGAAAAAGACACAAACGUCGUACGGGUGAAAAUAAAUCCUAAAUACUUCAGGCCCACCGAAGUUGAUCUGCUUUUGGGAGAUGCAAGCAAAGCUAAGAAAGAACUUCAUUGGUCACCCAAAGUUACAUUCCAGGAGCUUGUUGAGGAUAUGAUGAAAUCUGAUAUCGAACUAAUGAAAAAAAAUCCAAUAGCGUAAUAAAAUUUUGAAGACAACACUGCAGAUUCAAAACAAAAGAACAAAAGAAGCACAAAAUGAAAUCAAUGUUAAAUUACUUUUGUGUUUUGAUAAUUGAGAACAUUUGUCUCAUUAUUAGUAUUUUUUAUGCUUUAAGUUUGUUAGCACAAUAUUAUUUUUUUUACUUUUUGAAAAGGGAAAAUUAUAUUUUGUAUUUAAACAUGACAUUUUAGAGUCUAACAUUCCCGUGAGAGGUAGACAUAAUUUUUUAUUUAAUUGAAAUUUAUUAGCUUGCACUCAAAUUUGUUACUUUAAAGAAACAGAUUUAACUGAUUUUUUAAGAUUAGCGUUUUGUUUUUUUUACAUGUAUAAAAAAAAAUCACAUCUUAGAAUAAUAUAUGAC